Thermothielavioides terrestris NRRL 8126 is the source of this 731-nucleotide messenger RNA. RefSeq lists its product as uncharacterized. The coding region runs from base 126 to 521 and encodes 131 amino acids. The record is from RefSeq and is a predicted model, not a curated record. The transcript has a single exon. NCBI's taxonomy places the organism in Eukaryota, Fungi, Ascomycota, Sordariomycetes, Sordariales, Chaetomiaceae.
AUACGUCUCCCUCCAUCAAGUAACCACAGCCGAUUCAGCUUCAGCCAUCCAGCCAAAUCCACCCCCUUCACCGCCACCAAACACCAAACCAACCAACCCCCAAGGCAAAGAACAACGAAGAAAACAUGCCGCACAAACCCCUCCGCCAACUAGCAGCCGAAAAAGCCCGCGGCAACAAGCCCUGCAACCCCUCCCAGCUAGGCGACCCCAUCGACCUCAAGGCCGAGACCAGCGACCGCGAGCCGGACCCGGCCGCGGAGGCAGAGAUGGAGGCGGAGGCGGAGCCGUCGUCGCCGUCGCCGUACCCUCCUUCUGUUGUCGCCGGCGGCGGCGGCGGCGGCGGAAAAAAGCGGGAUAGGGGCAAGGGCGGGGACCGUGAUCGGAUCGGGACGGAUCUGAAGAUUCCGCGCGCGGCGCUCGAGGGGGAUGCGAUGGCGCGCGGGGAGGAGGAGGGGGUUGUUGUUGGCUUGGGCAGUGGGGCGGGGCCGGUUGGGGGGGUGAGGAAGGGGUCCAAGUUGUGAUUCUUCUGUCUUUUUUUUUUUUAUCUUCAUGUCUGUGUCUCGCUUGUCCGGUUUGUCGGUUCCUGCAUCUUGUCUCUUUUCUCCAUUUGGUUUUGGUUGCUUGGGGUGUAAGUGAAGUCACGGCGGCGUUGAUAGUUUUACCAUAUGCUGUUCAUCAGCCUCUAAGUUGUAACGAGUUGGACGGAUCUGCUGACCAUCUUUAGGGGGGGG